Molecule: messenger RNA, 700 nt
Organism: Paramecium octaurelia
Lineage: Eukaryota; Ciliophora; Oligohymenophorea; Peniculida; Parameciidae
Source: the annotation of a GenBank genome assembly
AUGGAGCCAAAAAAUUCGGAACAACAUUCAGUAUCAAUUAGACUCUAGAAUUUGUGGAUUUAGGGCAAUAAUAGAAUUAGAAACAAGGGGUUAUUUUUGAUUACUGAGGGAUUAAGUGAGAACAAAUAAUCAAAGAUGUCUACUUUUGGUUUAAGAUUUAAUUUCUUAUCUGAGGAUGCCAUAUUAAAUUUGAUCAAGAGAACAACCUUAAAAGAGACCUUUAUCAUGAAUAAUUCCAUUACUGAUUAUGGUUUGUAUUGUUUGAAGGAAGGAUAUGAUGAGUUAAAUUCAAAAUGUUAGAAUAGAUUUGUUCUAUAAGUUAAGUUUAAUCUAGGAAAGCAGACUCGAAAGAACUGUUUGGAUUCAACCAGCCAUUUAAAUCCCAAAAAUUCUUUACUACUUCAAUGAACAUCAAGUUGGAGUCAUUCUAGAUGUAAGAAAUAGAAAGGGAUAGAAGUAUUUUGCUGAUCCUAAAAGUUUGAAUAAAUCCUUAGCUUUAUCGUCAACAAAUUAAGCAUAUAUUAGCAAUAAAAAAUUUUAAAUUUAUAAGGCUGGAACAGGAAACUUUAUAUGUAUAUAUAUUAAACUAUUAUGAUUAGAGAAGAGAAAAAAAAGGUAGGGGAAAAGAAACCUAAAAGCUUUUAAAAAAAUAAAAUACUAAGAAUAAACGUAUGAGCCUAAUGGAUUUGUGAGAAUUUGA